CAGACCCGACCAAUAAGCCCACUUUCAACCUCGCGCAAAGUCGCGACAACUCACCUCUAUCUACGCAAUCUCCCAAGUUUAAUUGAAAACCGCGUAGUUUCAACGAUGGCGGAUUCAGAGUACACCAGUAACGACGCCAACGACAAGGUCACCGUCAAGACAUGGCGAGCAUGGCGAACCAUCCACGAGAUGGUUCAGGACCGAGGUUACGAACUAUCUGACACAGAAGUGAACAUGACCCUCGAGACGUUCAAAAACAUCUACUGCAACUUCGACGGUUCCGUCGUGCGAUCGAAGCUCAAAUUCUCGGCUCGCCCUAGUCCGGAGAUGAUCAGGAAGAUGACGCCGAUCGCAACACCGUCGAACCCGGACCCGAAGGCGGACGUGGGCACGAUCUGGGUGGAGUUCCUCGACGAAGAACAGCUAGGCGCGGACCAGAUGCGACGAUUCGGCAAGUUCUGCGCGCACGAGAACCACCACACCGGCAUCCUAGUCUCGCACGUGUCCGUCUCGCCCUCCGCCAAGAAGGAGAUCGCGAAGUUCGCCCAGUGGACCUCCAUCGAGUGGUUCCUCGAGGAGGACCUUCUGAUCAACAUCACCCACCACGAGCUUGUGCCGCGCCACGUCGUCCUCUCUAGAGAAGAGAAGGUCGCGCUGCUCAAGCGUUACCGUCUCAAGGAGACCCAACUCCCUCGUAUCCUCCAGAAGGACCCCGUCGCCAAGUACUACGGCAUGAAGCGCGGACAGGUCGUCAAGAUCAUCCGUUCCUCCGAGACGGCUGGACGGUACGCGAGUUACCGGUUGUGUGUAUGAGCAGAGUAUCUCGUCAGCUCUAUACCUAUCGAUACCUUACACCUACCUAUACUCCAUACCCUAUGGUCUAAUCCGACAAGAGGAAGGGAGAAGAAGGAGGCGAGGGAAAAAGAAAAGAAAACAUCAUUGCAGAAACCGGCGUCUAUGAGCAUGAAACUUGACUUUGGCUUGGGU
This is a messenger RNA of Annulohypoxylon maeteangense, 987 nucleotides long. Its product is annotated as DNA-directed RNA polymerases II 24 kDa polypeptide. Gene Ontology annotation, molecular function: DNA binding; DNA-directed RNA polymerase activity. Gene Ontology annotation, biological process: DNA-templated transcription. The transcript is spliced from 3 exons. The record is from RefSeq and is a predicted model, not a curated record. NCBI's taxonomy places the organism in Eukaryota, Fungi, Ascomycota, Sordariomycetes, Xylariales, Hypoxylaceae. Gene Ontology annotation, cellular component: RNA polymerase III complex; RNA polymerase I complex; RNA polymerase II, core complex. The coding region runs from base 106 to 813 and encodes 235 amino acids.